Penicillium paradoxum is the source of this 255-nucleotide messenger RNA. RefSeq lists its product as uncharacterized. Bases 1 to 255 code for a protein of 84 amino acids. The record is from RefSeq and is a predicted model, not a curated record. NCBI's taxonomy places the organism in Eukaryota, Fungi, Ascomycota, Eurotiomycetes, Eurotiales, Aspergillaceae. The transcript has a single exon.
AUGCCCGACAUCGCACCAGGGGAUAUCUACACCGAUGUUCAGACUAGACUAGUCAACAGUGCUAGUAACCCUAACAACUGCUUCUGCGGUUGGUAUGUCUACUACUCUAGUGUCUGCACCCAUGUAUACCAGGAGAUGCCAGUCCACUGCGGAGCCAGGACCACUAAAUCUGGGAAAAGUGGGUUCUGCGUCACGCCAACCCCGAAGAACAAUGUCGGGGCAGUGAAGAUCAAUGUCAAGUGUCGUACUUGUUGA